UAGUUGGUUUGGCGCCGGUGGAGGGAGUUAUUCCUGCAGCAGUUCUUCCGGUCGGCAUUUUGUUCUGCGAGAGAAGGGGGAUAGUCUGAGUGGAUCCCUUUUAUCACCGCGUCAAUAGCGUUUCUGUUUUUCACAUUGGAUUGUUUUCCGAAACCAGUCGGAAUUUGCACUCACUUUCUGCUGGGGUAGGGAAACCGGUGCAAGUACCGGUUAUGGGAACGUUUGCCCCCUUUAAGCAUAGAUGUUUGCAGUGAGAAGGAAGACGAACGAACCCUCCCGACCCGGAUUAUUGUUGUUAUAUUAUUACUGGUACUCGGAGGAGCUGUUAGAGCGAUAGAACGGAGAGGGAGCUAGAGACACGGUUCGAACCACUUUGCAACCAUUUCUUUUUAUCAACACAUCCAGAGCGGUCGGGAGAUGUGAGGAACAGUUGGAGGGCAACGACAUUGAGCAACCUGUGCAUCGACACGACCCCCACACCCCUAUCUUCAGCAUGAAUGGGGAUAUGCCUCAUGUUCCCAUCACUACUCUUGCUGGGAUCGCUAGCCUUACUGACUUGUUAAACCAGCUGCCCCUGCCAUCCCCUCUCCCCGCCACCACCACUAAGAGUCUGCUGUUCAAUGGGAGGAUUGCGGAGGAAGUCAACUGUCUGCUGGCCUGCCGGGAUGAGAACCUGGUGUCCCAGCUGGCUCAUAGCCUCAACCAGGUUUCCACAGAGCACAUAGAGCUGAAGGACAACCUGGGCAGUGAUGACCCGGAGGGAGACGUGCCUGUGCUGCUGCAGACAGUGCUGUCUAGGAACCCCAACAUCUUCAGGGAGAAAAAUAUAAUGCAGCAGCCAAUGAUGCCGCAGUACAAGAUGUCCCAGAAUUCCAUGCAUGGGAGUCCGGCGUCGACAAACUACCAGCAAACCACUAUCUCACACAGCCCUUCUAGUCGCUUUGCCCCUCCACAGAUGGGGUCGGAUGCCAGGUUCACGCCCCAGCAGAACAGCCCUGUGCCCAGCCCCUAUGCCCCCCAAAGCCCUGCUGCUUACAUGCAGCAGUACCCUCACCCACCUAGCUACUCUCAGCACCAACAGAUCCAGCAAGGAAGCCCCCAGAGGCCUGUGCAGCCCUGCCUAGAGGUGCAGACCCAGCCGCAGGCCUCCCCCCACCAGAACCCCUCCACCCCAACCUUAGUUGCCAGCCCCAUGGUUCCUGGCGGCAUGCGGAACAUCCAUGACAACAAGGUCUCCGGGCAAAUUUCAAGCAACUCAGCCAAUCACAAUGCCAGACAUGGCUCCAACGAAGACUACAUGAACAUAGUCCACAGAUUAGGGAAUGAGGAGAGUGAUCCUUCCAUGAGAAAUCCCUCCUUCCCACUCCGUUCGCCCCAGUCUGUUUGUUCCCCUGCUGGCAGCGAAGGGACCCCAAAAGGAUUACGACCUAGCCUCAUCCUUCACUCCCCAAACCCUUACACUUCCCCCCGUGACAGCGCUCCCGACCUCCUCCUGGACUCUCCUGACUGCAAGAAGAAGCAGAAGAAGCUAACUAAAGAGGAGAAGGAGCAGUUGGAUAAAGCUGCUAUGUACGAUAUUGUCAGCUCUCCCUCUAAAGACUCUACCAAGCUGACCCUCAAACUGUCCCGGGUGAAGUCCACUGAGAUGGACCCGUCCGGAGAGCUCCUACCUGGGGCAGAGGACCAGGACACUGACCUGGCCUACAACAGCCUGCAGUUCUCCCGGGCGCAGCAGGACCUUGCCCACAGGUUAGCCCCGGGCCAGGGGGAGCAGUCAGGCUACCAGCAGGUCCCUGUGCUCCAGAACACUAAGCAGGCUGGAGGGGUGAUCAGUGGAGCUGUUUACGACGAUGCUGAGAUGGACGCGCUCGCUGAGAUCGAGAGGAUAGAACGGGAGACGCUCAUAGAAAGGGAGCGUUGCUCCAAAGAGGUUCAGGAUAAAGACAAGCCACUGAAGAAGCGGAAGCAGGACUCGUAUCCCCAAGAGCCUGGAGCUGGAGGUACAGCGGGGGCAACCCAACCUGGUGUGGGAGGGGGAAAUGCUGGCAGCAAGCUGGCACCCCAGGAGGCUAGUGCUGCCAGUAAUGGUGCGAGCCGCCCUGCCCUAAUGGUCAGCAUCGACCUGCAGCAAGCAGGUAGAGCUGACGGGCAGCCAGAGGUAAACAUAGGCACCCACACCCCUGCCCUGAGGAGCUGGCCUGAGGAACACCUGUGUCCUGGGGACGGCCCCGACUCCGCUGGAGUCCUGCGGCUAAACUCCAAGACAGAAGGAGACACACUACAGACUGCAGACGUCCGGCCAGAGGUCAUCAAGCAGCGUACCGACACCCCCAAGAAGCUGGGACCCGACGUCCGACCGGAGACCCCCAAACACAAGCACGAAAACAGACGAGACUCGUCCAAACAUCGACACGAUGGCAAACCUGACAAUAGCAAGGCCCGCCCCGACGCCAGGAUGCCUGACAAGCCACGACAACGGCACGAGGGUCGCUCAGACUCUGGUCACAGGGAGGACAGGUCCCGGGACAGUGACCCAUCCCGCAUCCGCAGGCCAGAGACCCCCAGCAAGUCCAACAGGGGGGAACAUGACUCCAAACAUGGACGGGACAGAGACAGGGAGCGGGGGGAUAAGGACAGGGAGAGGAAACACAGGACAGAGGCAGGGGAUCCACGGGACCGACGAUCUCCAGAGCAGCGCUCCAGGCCAGAGAGCCCGCGGGUUAAGCAGGAAGGGCGAGGGGGGGUGGACCACAGUGGGCGCCAGAGGACUGACCGGCCAGGCCCCAACCUCAAAUCCCCCAAUAAAGAGGAGAGGAGGAGCGGGGAGGAGAGGAGGAGUGGGGACGGCAGCAGGAACCGACAGGACUCUAAGCAACAACCUGCCGAAAACAAGCAGGAGUUCCCUGCUUACCUGCUGGGGGGCGUAAAGUCUGGAGGCUUUAAGAACUUUGUGAUUCCCAAAGUGAAGCGGGAUAAGGAUGGGCAUGUGUUGGCAGCUGAGAUGAGGAAGCCUGGUCUGGGUUCAGUAGUGGAGGGCUGGAAGGAGCCCCGGGUCAAGCUGGAGCGACUGGGACUGGUAGAGAAGAUGAAGACAGCAGCCAAACCGGUUGUGGUGCUGCAGAAACUCAGCAUCGACGAGGUGCAGAAAAUCAUCAGGGAGAGGAAAGAUAGAAGCGCACGUAGCUCCAAGUCCUCCAAGAGCAGACCCUCUCAUUGGAUCUCUGAGAAAGAGUCCACCAUGCCACUGUGUGAGAGGGUGAAGAUGAACAAACGCAAGCGCAGCACCAUCAAGGAGAAGCCCAAGUACGCCGAGGUCAACUCCGAUGAUGACGAUGAUGACGACGACUCUGUGACGGAGUCUACGCGGAAGCGUCACAAGAAGGAGCGGGAAAAGACAUGGGAGCCUGAUGAGAGGAGAGGCUCAGGGCGCAGGGGGUCCGGCAGCCGCCACCGUGAACGCAGCCCAGAGGAUUCAUACGAUGAGUCCCCACCGCCCAGCAUGAGUGACCUUGCCAGAAAGAUGAAGAAGAAGGAAAAACAGAAGAAAAGAAAGGCAUACGAGCCCAAGCUGACAGCAGAAGAACUGAUGGACUCCUCCACGUUCAAGAGGUUCUCAGCCAGUGUGGACAACAUUCUGGAGAGCUUGGAGGACAUUGACUUCAAUGCCAUGGAUGACGAUGAGAUCCCACAGGAGCUUCUGCUGGGGAAACACCAGCUGAGUGAACUGGCCAGUGAAUCUGCUAAGAUCAAGGCCAUGGGCAUCACCUUCAGGCUUUCAUCUGGUAAGUUGGUGAAGGUCCUGAACAUCCUGGAGAAAAACAUUCAGGACGGGUCCAAACUCUCCACACUGAUGAACCAUGACGCAGACGCAGAAGACGAGGAGCGACUGUGGCGAGACCUCAUCAUGGAGCGCGUGACAAAGUCAGCUGACGCUUGUCUGACUGCCCUCAACAUCAUGACGUCGGCCCGCAUGCCGAAGGCGGUGUACAUCGAGGACGUGAUUGAGAGGGUGCUGCAGUACACCAAGUUUCACCUGCAAAACACCCUCUACCCUCAGUAUGACCCUGUCUACAGAGUGGACCCUCACGGAGGUGGCUUGCUGAGCUCCAGGGCUAAGAGAGCUAAAAGCUCCACACACAAGCAGAGGGUGAUCAUCAUGCUCUACAACAAGGUGUGUGACAUCGUCAGCAACAUCUCUGAGCUCCUGGAGAUACAGCUGUUGACUGACACCACCAUCCUGCAGGUCUCCUCCAUGGGCAUCACUCCAUUCUUUGUGGAGAGUGUCAGUGAGCUACAGCUGUGUGCCAUCAAACUAGUGACUGCGGUGUUCUCUCGCUAUGAAAAACACAGGCAGCUCAUCCUGGAAGAGAUCUUCACCUCUCUGGCCAGAUUACCCACCAGCAAACGCAGCCUCCGGAACUUCAGGCUGAACAGCAGUGAUAAGGAUGGGGAGCCCAUGUACAUCCAGAUGGUCACAGCUCUGGUGCUUCAGCUUAUCCAAUGUGUGGUGCACCUCCCGAACAACAGGGACAGUCACGACGAGUAUGAUAAGAAGGUGGACCAAGAUGUCCUGAUCACAAACUCUUAUGAGACGGCAAUGCGAGCAGCUCAGAACUUCCUGUCCGUCUUCCUAAAGAAGUGUGGCAGUAAGCAGGGAGAGGAGGACUAUCGCCCACUGUUUGAAAACUUUGUCCAGGACCUGCUGUCUACGGUGAACAAACCAGAGUGGCCAGCUGCUGAGCUUCUCCUCAGUCUGCUGGGUCGUCUACUGGUGCAUCAGUUUAGCAAUAAGCAGACAGAGAUGGCUCUGAGGGUGGCAUCGCUAGACUAUCUGGGCACUGUCGCUGCCCGCCUGCGCAAAGACGGCGUCACCAGCAAGAUGGACCAGCGCUCCAUCGACCGCAUCCUCAGAGAGACUCAAGGCAAUGAUGAGACCCAGCAGCUGCAGAAGGCCCUGUUGGACUACAUGGAUGAGAACGCAGAGACGGAUCCAUCUCUAGUUUUUGCCAGGAAGUUCUACAUUGCCCAGUGGUUCAGGGACACUUUGACAGAGAUGGAGAAGGCCAUGAAGUCUCAGAACCAGCGAGGGGACGAGGACUCUUCUGAAGGCCAGCACCACGCCAAGGACAUUGAGACCACCGGAGAGAUCAUGCAGAGAGCCGAGGCACGCAAGAAGUACCUCCGCAACAUUAUCAAGACCGCGCCCUCGCAGUUCAGCACACUGAGGAUGAACUCUGACACUGUGGACUAUGAUGACUCUUGCCUGAUUGUCAGAUAUUUGGCCUCUAUGAGGCCAUUCGCUCAGAGCUUCGAUAUUUAUUUAACACAGAUUCUUAGAGUGCUGGGGGAGAGUGCCAUAGCUGUCAGAACUAAAGCCAUGAAGUGUUUGUCUGAGGUGGUGGCUGUAGACCCCAGUAUUCUGGCUAGGUUGGACAUGCAGCGCGGGGUCCAUGGUCGUCUGAUGGACAACUCCACCAGUGUACGCGAGGCUGCUGUGGAGCUGCUGGGGCGUUUUGUGCUGAGCAGACCCCAGCUCACAGAGCAGUACUACGACAUGCUGAUCGAGAGGAUACUGGAUACGGGUAUCAGUGUGAGGAAGAGGGUGAUUAAGAUCCUUAGAGACAUCUGUCUGGAGCAACCCACCUUCAACAAGAUCACUGAGAUGUGUGUCAAGAUGAUCCGCAGGGUCAACGACGAGGAGGGCAUCAAGAAACUUGUGAACGAGACCUUCCAGAAACUCUGGUUCACCCCUACACCCAAUCACGAUAAAGACGCCAUGACCCGCAAGAUCCUCAACAUCACAGAUGUGGUGUCUGCAUGCAAAGAUACAGGCUAUGACUGGUUUGAGCAGCUGCUUCAAAAUCUGCUGAAGACAGAGGAAGAUGCCGCCUAUAAGCCAGCCAGAAAGGCCUGCGUUCAGCUGGUGGACAAUCUAGUGGAACACAUCCUAAAAUAUGAAGAGUCUCUCACUGACAUUGAGAACAAGGGGGUGAAUUCCAACCGUCUGGUGUCCUGCAUCACCACCCUCUUUCUGUUCAGUAAAAUCCGAUCCCAGCUGAUGGUCAAACAUGCCAUGACCAUCCAGCCUUAUCUCACCACCAAGUGCAACACUCAGAGUGACUUCAUGGUGAUCUGUAAUGUGGCCAAGAUCCUUGAGCUGGUGAUCCCUCUGAUGGAGCACCCCUCUGAGACCUUCCUCACCACCAUAGAGGAAGACCUGAUGAAGCUCAUCAUCAAAUACGGCAUGACGGUUGUACAACACUGUGUGAGCUGUCUUGGAGCUGUGGUGAACAGGGUCACUCGCAACUACAAGUUUGUGUGGGCUUGUUUCAACCGUUACUAUGGUGCCCUGACCAAGCUGAAGACCCAGCACUCUGAGGACUCCAACAACCCUGUUCUGGCUGCUAACAAACCGGCCUUGCUGCGCUCGCUGUUCACUGUGGGGGCACUCUGUCGCCACUUUGACUUUGACGAGGAGGAAUUCAAGGGCCCCACAAAGGUUGUGAUAAAGGAAAAAGUGAUGGAGCUUUUGCUGUACUUCACUAAGCAUGAAGAUGAGGAAGUUCAGACCAAGGCCAUCAUUGGUCUAGGCUUCCAGUUCAUCCAGUACCCAGGGCUGAUGUUCAUGCAGGAUGUGAUGAGUCUGUACAAUGGCAUCCUGUCAGACAGGAAGAGCUCUGUCAACCUAAAGAUCCAGGUGCUGAAGAACCUGCAGACAUACCUGCAGGAGGAAGACUCGCGCAUGCAGGAGGCCGACCAACAGUGGAAGAAGCUGUCGAAGCAGGAGGACCUGAAGGAGAUGGGUGAUAUCUCGUCAGGUAUGAGCAGCUCCAUCAUGCAGCUGUACCUGAAGCAGGUGCUGGAGGCCUUCUUCCACACACAGUCCACCGUACGACAUUUUGCCCUCAACGUCAUUGCCCUGACACUCAACCAGGGCCUCAUCCAUCCUGUACAGUGUGUGCCCUACCUGAUUGCCAUGGGAACGGACCCAGAGCCCACCAUGAGGAAUAAGGCAGACCAGCAGCUGGUGGAGAUCGAUAAGAAAUACAGCGGCUUCAUCCAUAUGAAGGCCGUGGCGGGGAUGAAGAUGUCUUACCAGGUGCAGCAGGCUAUCUGGUCAGCUAAGGGUACGGUGAUCCGGGGUUACCGGCAGGACGAGACAACCUCCGCCCUCUGCGCCCACCUUUUCUCCAUGGUCCGAUCCAACCGGCAGCACCGACGAGCCUUCCUCAUCUCACUGCUCAACUUGUUUGAUGACAGCUCGAAGAUUGAGGUCAACAUGCUCCUGUACAUGGCAGACAACCUAGCCUGUUUCCCCUACCAGAUCCAGGAGGAGCCUCUCUUCAUCAUGCACCACAUUGACAUCACCCUGUCUGUGUCCGGCAGCAACCUGCUGCAGUCCUUCAAGGAGUCCCUGCUCAAAGAGCCACGGCAGCGGGAGAAGAAGUCGAAAGAGAGGAAGUACCAGUCAGAGGAGGAGAACUCGUCAUCAUCGUCGUCAUCGGAGGAGGAACAUCACCGUCACAGCAUCAGCUCCAACAGUAGUGACGAGGACAACGAGGUGGUCCACAGGCCCAAGAAGCCCAAACACCGGGCCCAGGCCCCUGUGGAGUCAGACUCUGACUCUGACCUGGAAAUGGAGGACUUGGACAAGGUGAUGCAGCGUCUGCCUGACAACCCGAUCCCCCUGUUGGACUUUGCCAACGCCUCACAGGGAAUACUACUACUAUUGGUUCUAAAGCAGCAUCUCAAGAACCUCUACGGAUUCUCGGACAGUAAAAUCCAAAAGUACUCUCCGACGGAAUCGGCCAAGGUAUACGAGAAGGCGGUGAACAGGAAGGGUCACGUGCACUUCAGCCCUCACCAGACACUGGACUUCCUGACCUCUGACCUGGCCAACGUAGAACUCACCUACGACAUCAAGAGGAGGAUCGUCAAACAGUACCUAGAUUUCAAGUUACUGAUGGAGCAUUUGGACCCUGAUGAAGAAGAUGAGGAAGGUGAGGCGUCAGCCAGCGCUAAUGCCAGAAACAAAGCCAUCACUUCAUUGCUGGGAGGGCCCAGCCACCAGGACCACAAGAACCACCACCAGGACCACAAGAACCACCACCAGGCUCCUAUAGAGACGGACGACGACGAGAGCGACGGAGAUGAGAAAACCCCAGUGUCAUCACGGCGGUCGAGGAAGCACGGCGACUCUGCAGAGGCAUCAGGUCACAUGAAUGAGACGUUGGCCGCCAGGGACGUCAUCGCUCUCUGCUGCCCCAAGUACAAGGACCGGCCGCAGAUCGCCCGCAUCAUCCAGAAGACCAACACGGGCUACAGAGUGCAAUGGAUGGCUGGCUCCUACUCUGGAGUCUGGGGCGAGGCUAAGAAACGGGACGGACGUAAAACGGUGCCUUGGGUGGACACUAUCAAGGAGUCUGACAUUAUUUACAAGAAAAUCGCCUUGACGAGUGCACACAAGCUGACGAACAGAGUGGUGCAGACUUUACGGUCACUGUACUCAGCGAAGGAGGGAACUUCCUAAUCGACUAUACGGUUAUUCUCAGACAAACUCUUUGCAGCCAAACUCUACUAUGAGGAUACAACGUUUUUCUAAUACAGAAAUGACAAAUAUACUACAGACAUGCAAAACAUAAAUGUAAGCACGAGAUAGCAGAGAGAGAGAGGAGAGCAGGUAUUGUGAACUUUUGGUCUGUGAUGAACAUUUUAAUCUGGAUCCAGGAUAUGUUUAAGUUAAACAGAAAAAACACAAGAAGGAAAUGUUUGGAUAACAUUGCGUGGAAGCUCCUUCGCUGUUGUACAGCAACUCGGUUGUUUGAUUUUCCCACUGUAUCAAAGUUUAACACACACAAAAAAAACAAUGUUUAUCUCUGACAAAUUCUGUUUUUAAAAAAAUAAACAAAGUGAAUGUUGGAAAUUAGUCUGUUAAUGUUCUAAAUAAAGUGUUCUUGGAGUUUAACCUAGCACCGGUUGGAUUUCUUUAGCUUAGCUCAGUUUCCAGGGAAGCUACUUUUAAAACUUUUACCUUUUAUUUUAUGUUUUAUUCCCUUUAUUUGUUUACCCAUGCUGUACAAUGGAGUCUCUUGGAUAUAAUUUAUUCUGUUGAAAGCGAAGCGUGCAGUAUCUGUGGCCUACAUGCAGGGGAGUUUUUUGUAAAUGUAGAAUUUGAUGUAUUAGGUCAAAGGUCACCCAAGAGAGAAAAGGGAUCCCCCAGCACUUCUGGCGGAGCAAAUAUUGCAAUAAAUAUUUUUUACUUCUCUUUGUUA
Oncorhynchus kisutch (coho salmon) is the source of this 9272-nucleotide messenger RNA. RefSeq names its product nipped-B-like protein B. Gene Ontology annotation, cellular component: Scc2-Scc4 cohesin loading complex. Gene Ontology annotation, molecular function: cohesin loader activity; chromatin binding. Bases 494 to 8530 code for a protein of 2678 amino acids. The record is from RefSeq and is a predicted model, not a curated record. The transcript is spliced from 47 exons. Gene Ontology annotation, biological process: digestive tract development; establishment of protein localization to chromatin; embryonic viscerocranium morphogenesis. NCBI's taxonomy places the organism in Eukaryota, Metazoa, Chordata, Actinopteri, Salmoniformes, Salmonidae.